Molecule: messenger RNA, 1717 nt
Organism: Portunus trituberculatus (swimming crab)
Lineage: Eukaryota; Metazoa; Arthropoda; Malacostraca; Decapoda; Portunidae
Gene: mdlc
Product: E3 ubiquitin-protein ligase RNF113A-like
Exons: 5
Coding region: 614-1528 (304 amino acids)
Biological process (GO): snoRNA splicing
Cellular component (GO): U2-type spliceosomal complex
Molecular function (GO): metal ion binding
Source: RefSeq, a predicted model, not a curated record
UGGUAUGAUGGAAGCCUGGGUGGUGAUCUUCUCUUCAGAGCUAGGGCACAGUGUAUGGAUGUAAAUGCAAGGAACUACAGGUGGUCUCAGUCCCGCAGCAAAGUGUGCCAGAUAUGUGACUCGGGAGAAGACGAGAUGGUGUAGCUUGAUGAUGGAGGCUGUGAAGGAGUAUCUGGAAAGAAUGUGGCGAGCGAGGUGUAGGGACCAUUAACGAAGAGAAAUGCUACUUUUUUUUUUUUUUUUUUUUUUUUUUUUUUUUCCUCUACAGGAGCAGCCGAUCCAAAGGCCUGAUCACUCUGGAGCAAUCCCGAGCCACUUGUAGCAUUAAGAUCAAGAUCAAGAUCGAGCAUCAUCUCGAUCAAGAUUGAAUGUUGUUGUCAACGGCGAGGAAAGGUAAACCCAGGACCUUCCUACAGAAAACAAAUCAGCUCAACUGCAUAUAGCUUGAGCACCUCACCACUGCAUACCGCACCUUUGGGGCACUAGAUGCUGUGACACACAGCCUGCACGGCCCCAACAAACCCCCAAGAAGAAGAAGAAGAGGAAAGGCAAUAUUCGGAGUGUAUUAACAUUCUUCUUGGAAACUUCUAAAAGAAUAAAACUUACUGUUACAAUGGAUGAGUCCCGUGUGACGUGUGUGUUCAAGAAGAGGAGCAUCAGGCCUCCAGGUGGCAUGCGGAAGAGGGCUGCUGACAGUGACAAUAGUAGUGAGGAUGAGACAAAAGUUGUCAAGAAGGGUAAAAAGAGAGACUCAGCUAACCCUCUCAUUCAGCGUAGUAAGAACAGAGGAAGAGCCAAAGAAGAAGACCACAGCUCCAGUGAGGACAGUGAGGAUGACUUGAGAUGUGCAUAUAAGUCUAGGCGCACUGAGGAUAGGGAGGGACCCAGAGACAUGGGUGCAACAUCUACCAUCCAGUUUGAGACAGAAAAGGACCGAGAUGCUCAGGCAGUAUUUGAGAGAUCAUUGCAAAUCAACAAGGAGACCAGAGGGAAAGAGGAUGACAAGGUGUACCGUGGCAUGAAUAACUAUGCUCACUUCUUUGAGAAAAAAGAUACAGCCCAGGGCAAUGCAGCUAGUGGAGGUGUGCGCAAGGGUCCAAUGAGGGCACCAGACAACCUGCGUGCAACUGUCAGGUGGGAUUAUCAACCAGACCUCUGCAAGGACUAUAAGGAGACUGGUUUCUGUGGCUUUGGAGACAGUUGCAAGUUCCUGCAUGAUCGCACAGACUACAAGCUGGGAUGGCAACUUGAGAUGGAGUCAAGCAAGGGAGGUGAUGAUUCUGAUGAAAACUGGGAAAUUCCAAGUGAUGAUGAACAUCUCCCUUUCAAAUGCUUUAUCUGCAGACAGUCCUUUGAAGAUCCUAUUGUUACUAAGUGUAAACACUACUUUUGUGAGAAGUGUGCCCUAGAUAACUUUAAGAAGACUAGAAGAUGUUUUGUGUGUUCUGAGGAUACUGGAGGAAUUUUCCUUCCUGCUACAGAUUUAAGGACAAGGCUGAAAAAUGGGAAUCUUGAUGAUAGUGACUGAGAACUGAAGUUAAAAUUAGUGAUUUUGUUGACAUAAUGCAUUUCAUGCAUCUAAAAUUUUUGACUCAUAUUUUUGUAAAACUCAAAAGUGGACUGGAGCUAGACACAGUAUUGGUGUUCAUGAAUAGGAAGAUUGUAGUUUAUAAGUAAAAGCUGCUAUUUAUGUAGAAAAUUAAAAGCGUGAAAUUAA